GUCGACAUUAGCACACUAGUUACUCAGCUCGUACCUCUGAUACCUGGCGCUAAUCUCUCUUUCUGGUGAAUUGUUGUCGAUGUUGUCGACUUUUUAAACGACAAAAACAGUUUUUUUUUUUCACUUAGAAUCAAUCUUUGCAUUUAAAUUGACUACUUUUGAGUUCAAAUGUGUUGACUACAUUGAAAGGAAGAAUCGAAACGAAGUUCUAAUCACUCUAAUGCAGUUUUGAACAUAUUUCACCAAAUUCAUUGGAUUUUUAUUCAAUUAAUUCGGCUUCAAUUAGUUCUAAUCAGUGUCAAACGGAGAGCAUCUUUGUUUGUGUUCAUUAGGUAUUUUUAUGCGAUUUAUGCAUUAAAACAUCACUUUGCUCUGAUUCGACGGUUCAGUUUUAGUCAUUGUGGUUCAAUCGGUUCGUUUUUUAGUCAUUGUGCCCUAUCUUCGACUUGAAUAAAAAUUUUAAGACAAAAACGGAUCAAAAACGUACAAAAAACCACGAAAAUUUCAAUUUUUGUCUUUGUUCUCCGGACAAUUUUGUAUGAACAAAUCUGAAACAAUUUAUUCGGCAGAAAAGUUUGACUAAAAAAUUUGCCUAAAAUCGUCCGAAUAAUAUACAAAAGUCGUACUAAAAGUUCCAAAAACAAAUUCAGUGUCAAAAAUUCAAGUUUAUUCAAACAAUUCAAUUCGAUUAGACAGUGUUCAUCGUUUAUGUUUCUCAACAUUUGCCAAAUGAAUAAGUGAAUAAUCGUGAAGAAACCUUUUUCGAUUGACAACUUGAUUUGAAACGUCUCAAUCAAUAAAAUGGGAAGUAAAAAUUGCGAUUAAAAAUCACAAAACUAAACACGUGAAAGUAAAACCAAAAAUAUCAGCGAAAAUCAGAGGCAAUUGAGAAAAUGUGAACAGUAGCAAAUGCGAAUAAAUGCUAGCGAAUACAACGAAGUGACAGUGUGAGUGGAAUAGUGAUCUGGGCCAAAACGCGGUGUGUGAUAACCUGAUAACAACAAAGUUGAAAGGGAACCAGAGCCUAAACGCCGUUAAAUACUUGCCAAUAAGUGCAUAUUGGAUCGAACUAUAACCAAAAGUGCAUAUUAGAUCAUUAUAUUGAUUGAUUAAUGGCAAAAAGUAGCAUUGUUCAAUCGCUGCAAAUACAAAAAUGAAAUGCUCAAACGUUACAAAUUAAAUCGACUAAAAAGGUGAAUCAAUUCAAAGAAACUGAAAGGUCCUCUUCAUUUUGAACCGUAUCUCUGUGUAGUUAACGAGCAACAUUUUGUUCAAAAAAGGAUUCUUCAUUCACGUGUGUGCAGAAAAAAAAAAACGAUAUGUGUGUUCAUUCAGAGAAAAAAGCGGCUCAUAGCUCACAUCGACUAGUCGGCCCGUAGUUUACGUCAGAAACAAUUGUAUGCCCUGUUGAACAGUUGAAGCCAAUGAUUUAUACGAUAAGUUUAUUUGAUGAUAGUAUAAUCAGAUAUCAGGUGAAGUGUUUAGCAGCUCACAGAGACAUUGGUGCUGCCGAACGGAACGGAGCUGAAUAGAGCUGAGCAUUGAUAAAAUGCAACCGUGAUAAAAAGGCAAAAUUAAUUGUUAUUUGAAUUGGGUGCUCGGAAAUUGUGUGACGCAGUGUGCAUAUUGGUUAUUGUGUGUGUUCAUUCAAAUUGUUCUCUCGGUGCAGAAAAAAGAGAGAGAGAGAGAAAAAAAAACCGCUAAAAAAGAAGCAAGAAUGUGUGACACAGCCCAGAUUUUUUCAAACCGAUAAUGAAGCGCUCAUUUUCAACGGUGAUCAAGUCACGACAUAUAGUUUAUUUUAAUUGGAUUAACGAAUGAAAACAGCAACAACGACGACGACGAAAAAGAUUAAAAAAUCAAAUAAAUUGUGUAUGAGGAAAAGCGAGAGCGUGCGCGCGCCCAACACAUCACCGAUUCCGAAUUUUCAUCAAUGCAGUGGUUGAAUACAGUGCAUGACACAAGAAAGAGAGGGAGGCUAUAUGAAAAGAAAGCCAUUUAUGUAUCGCCACAAAUAUUACCUCAAUGUAAUGCGCCCGGGGAAAAAAAACGUCGAUGAAUUUGCCAACACUCCUACGUGUGUGAUUUUGUUCGUUUUUUUUUCAAGUUUUUAUCGGUAAAUUGGUAAUUUAACGGUUUCGAACAAACCAGGCGACAUCACCUGGCGAACUCACAGUGAUCUUGGCAAAAGUGUGUGUGUGUGUGUAUGUGUGUGUGCAAACAUUGUAACAUUGUUUAGUGGAUUGGUUUUUUAUCGUCCGUGCUGAAAAAAACAUCGAAAUUUGUAGUAAUUAAAAUAAAAUAAGAGAAUAAGAGGAUCGUGGAAAAUAUAUAUAUAUUGCAAAUCACACCGUGUGAAAAGAAAAAAGGCGCAGUACGUGGCGCUUUUUUCCAUUUGUGCAGCGAAAAAAGAGAGAGAGAGAGAGUGAGGUACAAGCAGGAAAAAUGACAUCAGUUCGAAUGUAAUACCGAAAAUUGCUGUAUUUUGCAUUCCUUUUGGCUUAUAACGAGAGUAAAACGAAUACGAGUGAGAAAAGGCGCCGACACAACAGCGAAUACAACAUUAAUAAUGCUCAAGCGAUGAGAUGAAAAUGAGAAACAAUCGGCUGUUUCUUGGAGUUGUUCUAUUCGCAUUUAGAAUAAGAAUCGCAUGCAGUUUUGCGUCAUCGAUAAUUUGCAGCCGAGUUCCUGGUUUAACACCAGCACAACGGCAACUGUGCAGCGAAGCACCCGAUGCAUUCAUUGCACUGGGCGAUGGCCAUAUGCUUGGUGCCGAAGAAUGUCAACAUCAAUUCAAAGGCCAUCGAUGGAACUGUACGCAAGUCUGGAAGAAAGAUGUUUUCUCACACAUUGUCAUUGUUGGUUCUCGUGAGGCGGCUUUCACAUAUGCUAUAUCGAGUGCGGGCGCUGUGCACGCCAUUACGGCCGCCUGUGCUCGCGGUAAUAUCUCGUUGUGCGGUUGCGAUGCAAGCCAUCGUCUUCAAUUGCCAUAUGCUAAACAGUUGGAACAACAGCAACAAACAUGGAAAUGGGGCGGCUGUUCGGCUGACAUCAAUUUUGGUAUGAAAUUUGCACGGAAAUUCUUCGAUGCGCGUGAAAUUGAAGGGGACGCCCGCAGUCUUAUGAACUUGCACAACAAUCGAGCCGGUCGAAAGCUGGUAAAGAAUCUACUGCGCACCGAUUGUAAAUGCCACGGCGUAAGUGGAUCAUGUGCAAUGAAAACGUGUUGGAAGAGUUUGCCGCCGUUUCGCGUUAUCGGCGAUGUUCUCAUGAAAAAAUACCACAGAGCCAAAAGUGUUGAAGCCGUCAUCGAUCGGCAUGCAACUCGCGCUUCAGGCCUACACAACGAACAUAACUUAAGCUUAGUGAUUAAACGGGAUCGUACGACGUCACUACAUAAUAAUCGUCGUAAAUAUGAGACACCGAAACGCUUAGAGCUUGUCCAUUUGGAUCCAUCGCCGCAGUAUUGUGAACGAAAUUUAAGCACCGGUUCGUUGGGCACCGUUGAUCGGCCAUGCAAUCUCACCGCACACGGACUCGACAGUUGUGAUCUCUUGUGCUGUGGCCGCGGUCAUAAUAUUCAUCAGUUUAAUAAGAAAUGGCAGUGCCGCUGUAAAUUUAAAUGGUGUUGUGAAGUCCAAUGUGAUAUCUGUCAUGAACGCAUAGAACAGUAUACCUGUAAAUAGCGCAUAAGCAACGUCUCAAAUCAUCGAACCAAACUCAAAAAUGAAAUUUUGUAGCAGCAGCAGCAUCAAAAUGAAUCUUGUCAAAAGGAUGAGCGAAUGUCUAAUUGAAAUUGGCAAAAAAAAACUCAAAUUUGUAUUAAAAUCCAUCAAAACCGCCCAUUUUCUCACAAGCAAAUCUGCGGGUUAAUCGAAUCGAUUUUUUUGAGUUAAAUUGAAAAAGGAGAUUCUAUUUCAUUCCAAGGACGAAUGUGAACAAACGGUUUCAUUGUGUAUCAUUUAUGCUACUAACUGUGUCAUUUGUACUGCGCCGAUAAAAAAAAACCAAACUCAACUACUCAAGCACGUCACCGACAAACGGUUGUGAGAUUUCCAAGACAAACGAAGGAAAAAACGAAUUGUAAAUAGCAAAACGUAGAUGUUAAAUUCAUGGAAUGAACGAAAUGGCAUUCAGUACUUAACAAGGAAAAAAACGAACAAACAGAAAAGAUAUCGAAAGAGAAUAUUAAGUUCCCAUAAAUAACGUAUUCGAUUAGAUGUAAGCGUAGUGCAUAAAAUUUCGAGAAUGAUAAGUUUAUUUAAUAAAAUGAAAUGCGAAUUGUUUUAUAA
This is a messenger RNA of Sitodiplosis mosellana (orange wheat blossom midge), 4292 nucleotides long. It is a transcript of the gene Wnt2, whose product is annotated as protein Wnt-2. Gene Ontology annotation, molecular function: cytokine activity; frizzled binding. Gene Ontology annotation, cellular component: extracellular region. Gene Ontology annotation, biological process: neuron differentiation; cell fate commitment; positive regulation of JNK cascade. Lineage: Eukaryota; Metazoa; Arthropoda; Insecta; Diptera; Cecidomyiidae. The transcript has 7 exons. Bases 2586 to 3686 code for a protein of 366 amino acids. The record is from RefSeq and is a predicted model, not a curated record.